Messenger RNA from Nelumbo nucifera (sacred lotus), 4168 nucleotides. Its product is annotated as topless-related protein 2-like. Gene Ontology annotation, molecular function: protein binding. Gene Ontology annotation, biological process: regulation of DNA-templated transcription. The record is from RefSeq and is a predicted model, not a curated record. NCBI's taxonomy places the organism in Eukaryota, Viridiplantae, Streptophyta, Magnoliopsida, Proteales, Nelumbonaceae.
GUGUAAAGGACUCCUGCAAAACGCAUCGAAGAAAGUGAGACGAAGUCACUCUUCUCUCUCUCCUUUAUCUUUUCUUCUCCUCAGCUUUUGUUUUCUUUUCGCUCCAGCUGAAUAUGGGAGCUGAAACCCUAGACGAUUCUCGGAAUACGAGCAACUUUCCUCCUUAAAACUACCAAAUUUCGGUUUUAGCUCCUUUUUCCGCGGUCUUCUGUGAAUUUUAUUUUGCAUUUCCGCUUCAUUUCCAAUGUAGAAUUUCAUCUCUUCCGCCUGCCUUCUGGAUCAAAGCCCUACCUUAUAAUUGAGGUUUUCAUGAUAUUUAUAAUCUGAGCAUCUCUAAGGAUUGUGUUCCCUCUUUUCCUCUUCAAAUUGAGCUCCGUUUGUAAGAAAAAAACAAGAAAAAAAUGUCGUCUUUAAGCAGAGAGUUGGUAUUUCUUAUACUGCAAUUUCUCGAAGAGGAGAAAUUUAAAGACUCUGUACACAAGCUCGAGCAAGAGUCGGGGUUUUUCUUCAACAUGAAAUACUUCGAGGAGAAAGCCCAGGCUGGCGAAUGGGACGAAGUUGAGAAGUACCUUUCUGGAUUUACGAAAGUUGACGACAACAGAUACUCCAUGAAGAUAUUCUUCGAGAUCAGGAAGCAGAAGUAUCUUGAAGCGCUAGAUAGACAUGACAGAGCAAAGGCGGUCGAAAUAUUAGUGAAGGAUUUGAAAGUAUUUUGCACAUUCAACGAGGAAUUGUAUAAAGAAAUCACUCAGCUCUUAACGCUUGAUAAUUUCAGGGAAAAUGAACAAUUGUCCAAGUAUGGUGAUACUAAAUCAGCUCGAAACAUAAUGCUGAUAGAGCUUAAGAAACUAAUAGAAGCAAAUCCUCUGUUCCGCGAUAAGUUGGUUUUUCCCACUCUUAAGACGUCUAGAUUGCGUACUUUAAUAAACCAAAGUUUGAACUGGCAGCACCAACUCUGUAAGAAUCCUAGGCCAAACCCAGAUAUUAAGACCUUAUUCACUGACCAUACAUGUACACCUCCAAAUGGGGCUCGUGCUCCUACGCCAGUCACUCUUCCAGUUGCAUCAGUUCCAAAGCCUGUCACAUAUGCACCCCUUGGGGGACAUGGGCCCUUUCCACCCACUGCAGCAGCUCCCAAUGCUAAUGCUUUGGUAGGCUGGAUGGCGAAUGCUACUGCUUCAUCAUCUGUUCAGUCUGCUGUUGUUGCUGCAUCAUCAAUAUCUGUACCACCUAACCAAGUUUCAAUCUUGAAGCGUCCAAGAACACCUCCUAAUGCUUUAGGAAUGGUUGAUUGUCAAAAUACCGAUCAUGAACAACUAAUGAAACGUCUGCGGGCACAACCCAUUGAUGAGGUUACAUAUUCAGCUCCUCUUCAACAAACUUCAUGGUCACUGGAUGAUCUGCCACGGACAGUAGCUUGCACCAUUCAUCAAGGAUCAAAUGUCACAAGCAUCGAUUUCCAUCCUUCUCAUCAGACAUUACUUCUUGUUGGUUCUGGCAAUGGUGAAAUUACACUAUGGGAACUUGGUCUGCGUGAGAGGUUGAUCUCGAAGCCGUUCAAGAUAUGGGAGAUGACAAGUUGUUCGUUGCCAUUUCAGGCUGACAUUAUGAAAGAUUCAUCAAUAUCUAUCAGUCGUGUGACAUGGAGCCAUGAUGGAACCUUGAUGGGGGUUGCUUUUACCAAACAUCUGAUUCACCUGUAUGCUUAUCAUGGGCCUAAUGACUUGCGCCAACAUUUAGAGAUUGAUGCUCAUGUUGGUGGUGUAAAUGACUUGGCAUUUUCUCAUCCAAAUCCAAACAAACAACUAUGUAUAGUAACUUGUGGAGAUGAUAAACUAAUAAAGGUAUGGGAUUUGAAUGGGCGAAAGCUUUAUAAUUUUGAAGGACAUGAAGCACCUGUUCAUUCUAUAUGCCCUCACCAUAAGGAGAACAUUCAGUUCACUUUCUCAACUGCUAUUGAUGGGAAAAUUAAGGCCUGGUUGUAUGACAAUGUGGGCUCUAGAGUUGACUAUGAUGCUCCUGGACAUUCUUGCACUACAAUGCUUUACAGUGCUGAUGGAAAUAGAUUAUUCUCUUGUGGGACAAGUAAGGAUGGGGACUCUUUUCUGGUUGAAUGGAAUGAAAGUGAGGGAGCAAUAAAAAGGACAUAUUCUGGGUUUAGAAAGAAGUCAGCUGGGGUUGUUCAGUUUGACACUACACGGAAUCACUUCUUGGCAGCUGGUGAAGAUAGCCAGAUAAAAUUUUGGCAUAUGGACAAUGUGAACAUUCUCACAACCACAGAUGCUGAGGGUGGACUCCCAAAUCUUCCUCGCCUGAAAUUCAACAAGGACGGAAAUCUUCUUGCUGUUACCACUGUGGAUAAUGGUUUCAAGAUCCUUGCAAAUUCUGAUGGUCUCAGAUCACUAAGAGCAAUUGAAAGCCGAUCCUUUGAAGCAUUAAAAGCACCCAUUGAACCUACUGCAAUUAAGGCUACUACUGCUGCUACAGCUGCAAACAUCAGUCCAAGCAUUAGCAAAGUAGAACGCUUGGAGACAAGCUCUCCGAAAAGACCUUCUGCAGUUCUUAAUGGAGUCGAUUCUAUGGCUAGAAGCAUUGAAAAGAGACCUUUGGAAGAUUUAUCUGACAAAACCAAACCAUGGGAACUAACCGAGAUCUUGGAACCUGCUCAGUGUCGAGCAGUAAGCCUGGGUGACAGUGCAGAUCCUUCCAGCAAGGUUGUUCGUCUUCUUUACACAAACUCUGGUGUUGGCAUUUUGGCUCUUGGGUCAAAUGGGAUCCAAAGGCUGUGGAAAUGGAGCCGCAAUGAACAAAAUCCCAGUGGCAAGGCCACUGCCAGUGUUGCUCCACAGCAUUGGCAACCAAACAGUGGUCUUCUCAUGACUAAUGAUGUCUCAGAUGUGACUCUUGAAGAAGCGGUACCAUGCAUCGCACUUUCAAAGAAUGAUUCAUAUGUAAUGUCUGCCUGUGGUGGAAAGGUUUCACUAUUCAACAUGAUGACCUUUAAGGUAAUGACAACAUUCAUGCCACCUCCACCUGCUUCAACCUUCCUAGCCUUUCAUCCACAAGACAAUAACAUAAUAGCAAUUGGAAUGGAGGAUUCAUCCAUCCACAUUUACAAUGUUAGGGUGGAUGAGGUGAAAACAAAAUUGAAGGGUCAUCAGAAACGCAUAACUGGUUUAGCCUUUUCCACCUACCUUAACAUUCUAGUUUCUUCUGGGUCUGAUGCUCAGAUUUGCUUAUGGAACACUGAUACAUGGGAGAAGCGAAAAUCAGUUGCUAUCCAACUGCCUGCUGGGAAGGGACCUGGUGGUGACACAAGAGUACAGUUUCAUUCUGAUCAAAUACGGUUGUUGGUAUUCCAUGAAACACAGCUAGCAACAUAUGAUGCCUCAAAGAUGGACCACGUACGGCAGUGGGUGCCUCAAGGUGCAUUGUCUGCAUCUAUAUCCUGUGCAGCAUAUUCCUGCAAUAGCCAACUGGUUUAUGCUUCUUUUUCUGAUGGUAAUAUUGGUGUGUUUGAUGCCGAUAACCUCAGACUUAGAUGCCAGAUAGCUCCAUCAGCAUAUCUGCCCCAGGCAGUGUCAAAUAGCAAUCAUGCUGUGUAUCCACUUGUUGUUGCGGCACACCCACAGGAGCCAAAUCAAUUGGCCAUUGGGUUGACAGAUGGUUCUGUUAAGGUGAUAGAACCCUCAGAGUCUGAGGGGAAGUGGGGAGUGGCAGCACCUGUUGAUGAUGGGAUACCCAAUGGCAGGACAGCAGCAGGAUCAACCACCAGCAAUCAGGCACCUUAGCAGCUCCAAAGAUUAAUGCUCAUGUAUGUUACCCAAAUUCCUUUUUAGGCAUUGUACAGUAGUUUCUCCCUGUACUUAAAUAUGUACCUCAAAGAUAAUCAUAGAAAUCAUUAAAGCAAGAUAAAUCCUCCAUAUUAUAUCUAUUUUUUUCCUUGCAUACUGUAUGUUUUUUCUGCUCUAUCAAACAUCUUUUCAAAACAACUUUUAUUUAAUCAUCAAGUUUUGUUAUCACUUAUGAUUUCAUAUGUAAAUAUGUUUGGUCUUGAUAAUCAGUGGAAAAGGGUGAAGCUACUAUAUGUACCCCAAAAAUCUUGAAUCUGGAAACUAUGUAAAACAGCAGAAAAUAAUGAAUCAAAAUCUUCUUCUGGUUGGGUUAA